AUAUCUUCCAUUAUUUCCUCUCAUUUAUGAUUUGUGGUUCUCUUGAUUUUCUCACAUUAAACCCCUUUUUUUCCUCUUCUCUCUAUCACUGCUUUUUGUAUCUUAGGGAAUGUUUUAGAAAACCAUGAAAUCAUCUAGUAAGCCAUUUGAUCACAAGUUUCAUAACUAUGGCAAAAAGGAAAGCUGUGCCAACCUAUUGAUCAAAGGGUUACCUUUUGUUUUGACAUCUCUAUUCAUAGCCACCAUUUUAACUUUCUUCUUCCUUUAUUCUCCAAAUCCUUUGACCCUUUUGCCUAAUCAAACCCAUGAUGAAUUCAUUGAUAAUCACUCCCAAAUAGAAGAACAUGAACAUGCCAAUGAUUUCAUUAAACAUCAUUCCCAAAACCUAAACCUAAAUCAAGAACAUGAAGAUCAACAUGUCAAUAUAUCAAAACCUUCACCAUCCAAACCAAAUAAGGAGAAGAAAACAUGUGACUUAUUUAAGGGUCAUUGGAUAAGAGGUUUAAGAGGGUCAUCUUAUUACACAAAUUCAAGUUGCCCUACAAUUCCAGAUAGCAAAAAUUGUUUCAAGCAUGGAAGAAUGGACAAUGAUUUUCUCAAUUGGAAAUGGAAACCUGAACAAUGUGAACUUCCAAUGUUUGAUCCUAAAAUUUUUCUCAACAUUGUUCGUGGCAAGAAAAUGGCUUUCAUUGGUGACUCUGUGGCUAGGAACCAUAUGGAUUCUCUCCUUUGUCUAUUGUCACAGGAGGAAAUUCCAAAGGAUAUACACAAGGACUCAGAAGAUAAAUUCAGAACAUAUUAUUUCCCUAAGUAUGACUUCACUCUAAUGAUACUAUGGAGCAGAUUUCUAAUAGUAGGUGAAGAAAGAAUUGUAAAUGGAACAGAUACAGGCAUUUUCGACCUACAUUUCGACAAAGUCGAUGAAGAUUGGGCUAAAGUAAUACCUGAAUUGGACUAUGCAAUAGUUUCAAGUGGACAUUGGUUUUUCAGAUUAAUGUACCUUCAUCAAGGUGGAAAAUUACUAGGCUGUGUCUAUUGCAGUGAAAAAAAUGUCAUUAACCGUGACAGUGAUUUUACACUAAGGUUAGCAUUUGAAGCAACAUUGAAUUACAUAAAUAAUUGCAAGGAAUGUAGAAAAGGAAAAUUGUUAACAAUUUUGAGGACAUUUGCACCAGCACAUUUUGAAGGUGGAAUAUGGAACACUGGAGGGUAUUGCAAUAGGACAAGUCCUAUAAACAAAGGUGAAGUUGAUUUGAAUAGAUUUGAAUGGAAUUUAAGGAAUGUUCAAAUGGAAGAGUUUAUGAAAGUUAAAAAUAAUAAUAAAGGGAACAUUAGGUUUGAAAUUUUGGAUGUAACAAAUGCAAUGAUGAUGAGACCAGAUGGACAUCCUGGUCAACAUUGGGGAAAUAAAUGGAUGAAAGGUUAUAAUGAUUGUACUCAUUGGUGUUUGCCUGGUGCUAUUGAUGUUUGGAGUGAGUUGUUAUUGGCUAUACUUCAAAGGGAAGGUGAUCAAGAGAGGAUUAUGAGUUUUGGAUUAGAGUAAUCAUCAAAUAUGAAAAGAUGAUUUUAGUUUUUAUAUGUUAUAGUUAAAGGGAAAUAGCAAUUUAUAUAUUUGUUAGGACAUGAGAAUAAUAUUCUUGUUUUGUUUUAAUUAGUUCAUUGAUUUGUGGUUUUAAUUUUUAGGAC
This is a messenger RNA of Medicago truncatula (barrel medic), 1686 nucleotides long. RefSeq names its product protein ALTERED XYLOGLUCAN 4-like. Gene Ontology annotation, molecular function: O-acetyltransferase activity. Gene Ontology annotation, cellular component: Golgi apparatus. NCBI's taxonomy places the organism in Eukaryota, Viridiplantae, Streptophyta, Magnoliopsida, Fabales, Fabaceae. Bases 125 to 1543 code for a protein of 472 amino acids. The transcript has 3 exons. The record is from RefSeq and is a predicted model, not a curated record.